GCAAACGAAGCUGACAACACCAACCCAAAAACAAGGCAGCAUUAUACAACAGUAUCAUGGCUAAUAUGAUGUACUUCCUUUCUUUUCUGGCAAUUCUAUCAACCCUCCAAGCAAUCCAUGCGGUCGAAUACAGCGUCGCCAACAACGUACCCACCACACCCGGAGGAAUUCGGUUUACGAACGAAAUUGGACUCGAAUACAGCAAGCAAACCUUAAUAUCCGCCACUGAAUUCACCUGGAGCCUUUUCCAGCAGAACUCCGAGGCGGAUAGAAGAACCACCCCAAAGUUAAGCUUAUUCAUCGAGACACUCGGAGCGGGCCAAGUGGCCUUUUCCAGCAAUGACGAGAUUCGUGUAAACGCCGACUACAUCCAAGGCUUCUCAGGCGAUGUCAGGAAAGAGAUCACUGGAAUUUUAUACCACGAGGUGGUGCACUCAUGGCAGUGGAACGGAAACGGGCAGGCCCCGGUGGGUUUGAUAGAGGGCAUCGCAGAUUUCGUGAGGCUAAAGGCCGGGUACGCCGGGAACUGGAGGCAACCCGGGUCAGGUAACAAGUGGGAUGAGGGCUACGAUAUUACGGCAUUGUUUUUGGAUUACUGUAAUGGAUUGAGAAAUGGAUUUGUGGCAGAACUUAACAAGAAGAUGAGGACUGGGUACAGUGAUAACUUCUUUUUUGAGUUGCUGGGGAAGACUGUUGAUCAGCUCUGGAGCGAGUACAAGGCCAAGUAUAACACCUAGAUAACCUAGGUAUAUUGCACUAUUAUAUAUAAUCAUAUAGAUGAAUAAAUCAAUGGAUCGAAGUUAUACUGUAAAAGUGAUUUUGUAUGUUUCGAACGGCGAAUAAAAUUUAUAUGGAAGGCAAAAAAGUAUUAUAAAUCCAUAUUAUUGC
Molecule: messenger RNA, 888 nt
Organism: Rhododendron vialii
Lineage: Eukaryota; Viridiplantae; Streptophyta; Magnoliopsida; Ericales; Ericaceae
Exons: 2
Coding region: 57-737 (226 amino acids)
Source: RefSeq, a predicted model, not a curated record